AAGUUACACCUGGUAGUUUUUAUCGAUCCACCUGUUCAACAUUAAAUUCGCCGAAAGACACUUUGAGGCUGAAUGUUCCGCUUCGUGUGACAGGUGCAGGUGUCCGGGGAGGAAGAGGAAGGUCAGCGCAGAGUGGACGAGGAAGACCGAACCCCGCCGCCGGAGUGUGGACUUAGCAGGUCAGUUGUUGUGAGAGGAGGAACCUCGGGGUUGGAGCCAUGUUGUCGGCCGAGGAGAUUGUGUGCAGCACGCAGCAGGUGAUCACAGGGUUGGAGGCACUGAGAGGAGAGAACCGUGGUCUUCUGGAGAGCCUGCAGGGGGCGAUGGAGAGCCGGCCGGCGUCAGAGAGCGGCGGCGUGGAGCAGGAGAAGAGCGGCAUCGUUCGCCAGUCACUGGAGAGGAUAGAGCUGGGGCUGAGCGAGGCACAGGUGAUGGUGGCCUUGUCGGCUCAUCUCAGCUCGCUGGAGGCGGAGAAACAGAAGCUGCGAGUUCAGGUGCGUCAUCUCCACCAGGAGAACCAGCAGUUGAGGGACGAGCUGGGUGGCGCUCAGCAGCGGCUGCAGGAGACGGAGCAGGAGGCGGUCACCCUGGAGGAGCAGAACAGACACCUGCAGUUCAUGUCCUCGUUACUCAAAUAUGACCAGGAGGAGCUGCAGCUGGAUGACAAAGACACGACCUCCAACAAGGAGUCUGUGGAUGACCUCUUUCCUAGUGAGGAUGUGGAGCAGUCACAGAUGCGUCAGCUUCACCACAGCAGUGCAGCAGCUGCAGCCCAGCAAGGCGGCUACGAGAUUCCUGCACGCCUCCGAACGUUGCACAACCUGGUCAUCCAGUACGCAUCCCAGGGACGAUACGAGGUCGCUGUACCACUCUGCAAACAGGCUUUGGAAGACCUGGAGAAGUCCUCAGGCCACACCCACCCAGAUGUAGCCACCAUGCUGAACAUACUGGCGCUGGUGUACAGAGACCAGAACAAGUACAAAGAAGCAACGAACCUGCUGAAUGAUGCGUUGGCGAUCAGGGAGAAAACUCUUGGAUUGGACCACCCAGCUGUGGCAGCAACACUCAACAACCUGGCAGUGCUUUAUGGGAAAAGAGGAAGAAACAAGGAAGCUGAGCCACUGUGUAAACGAGCUCUGGAGAUCAGAGAGAAGGUUCUGGGCACAGACCACCCCGAUGUGGCCAAGCAGCUGAACAACCUGGCCCUGCUGUGUCAGAACCAGGGGAAGUACCAGGAGGUGGAACAGUACUACGAACGUGCUCUGCACAUCUACCAGAGCAAACUGGGACCGGACGACGCCAAUGUAGCCAAGACCAAGAACAACCUGGCAUCAUGCUACCUGAAGCAGGGAAAAUACGGACAAGCUGAAGCUCUGUACAAAGAAAUUCUGACCAGAGCCCAUGAAAAGGAGUUUGUAUCUGUAGCAGGUGACGGUCAUCCCACCUGGUCCGGCACCGCGGACGGCGGCGGCAUGAAGCGCAGCGGCUCCUUCACCAUGCUCAGGGAGUCGAUUCGCCGGAGUAGUGAGAAACUGGUCCGCAAGCUGAGAGGCAUCGCAGUGGAGGAAACAACCCCAAGGAAUGCUGGGAUGAAGAGGGCAAACUCUCUGAACGUGUUAAAUGUUGGUGCCAGAGAGAGUCAGGACAGCGCUCAGUCGAGCCGUUUGACAAACAUUCGAGGCCUGAGCUCCAGCACCCAGAACUUGACGAGACGAGGUUCACUCAGUGGAACCAGCUAACGCGCGCACACACACACACACACACACACACACACACUUUCUACUGAAUAUACAUCACAGGACAUUGUUAGCAGAAAUCAACCCCCAGCCCUGUAGCAGUCGCUCCGAUCAGAUACACCAAAUAGAUUCCCACAAGAAAAACUAAGAUAGUUGUCAAAAUGUGCCUGGCACAUGCAUCUUAUUGAUCCGUUGCUUUAAAAUGGGUCUUUACAGUUUUCUUCAUCCUGGAGGAAAUUUAAGUUUGAAUAACAAAGACUUGUUUGUCUCCAGUGAUGAUAAGGGGGCGAGUCACAUAUCGACUGUAUCUUGACAUUUACCUUUUACCUUCCUGGGUAGAUUAGAAACUAUUUCAGCUUCCUGAUCAUGAGUUAACCAUUGACUUAAGGAUUUUUGUGUUUAAUAAAAAGUUAAACACAUAAAAUACUACCAGUGUUUACACUGUAGGAAAAUAUUUGCAGGUUAAAUACAGUUUAUAGUAAUCUGCAAUAAAAAUCAGUUUUGGGUACAGUUAGAUUAACGGCACUAAAAAAGUUAUCAAAUGAUGUUAAACAGGCUCAUUGAAGAUUUUUAAAAACAAAUCUUAAAUUUUUCUUGAAACGCAAUGAUCAAAAUGUAAAUAGCACAUUUGGUUGACAAGGGAGAUGUUUAAGCUAUGAAGUUUAUAUUACAUUUAUUUAAAAUGUGGUCAGUUUUCCUUUACAAUGUGCAGAUUACAUUUCCAGAAAAACACAAGUGUGUUUACUCCAGCUGUUUUGUCAUUCCACAUGAUUCAAAUUAGGACAAACUAAAAUCCUGACUUUAAAGAGAUUUAUUCACUUGAUAUAUUCUCAAAGUUAAGAGUAAAAAUUGAUCAAGCGACAUUCCUAAAUGUCCUAAAGUAUAUAUUAAAAAUUCUGCUAACUAAUUUAUUUACUAGUUACAUUUUUAUUGAGAUUUUAACUGUCUAGCCUAUUCAGAAAAUAGCUAAAAGCUACACAGACACCCAAAAUUACUGGUGUACCCUAGUCUGUCAUUUAGCUAAACAUUCCUAAAAUCCAGCAAACAAGGAAAACCACUAAUAUAAAGGUCAACUAGCUUUUAAUGAUGUGUAGAUUU
Molecule: messenger RNA, 2834 nt
Organism: Monopterus albus (swamp eel)
Lineage: Eukaryota; Metazoa; Chordata; Actinopteri; Synbranchiformes; Synbranchidae
Gene: klc3
Product: kinesin light chain 3
Exons: 14
Coding region: 219-1739 (506 amino acids)
Biological process (GO): microtubule-based movement
Cellular component (GO): cytoplasm; kinesin complex
Molecular function (GO): kinesin binding
Source: RefSeq, a predicted model, not a curated record